CUUAUGUGUCUUUUGUUAUCAAUAAAUUAAUGAAUGUAUUAGAGAGUAUGAAUGGAUUUUGUAAUGCUAUAGCUGAGAGAAAGGUAAAUACCCAGGGAUAUUUAAUGAAUAGGGAAGAAUGGCUAGGAAUGGAAGUUGUAUUCAGGACACUUUUAAAUCGACUUUCCAGAGGAAUGUAUUGACAAGAGGUAUGUGGCUAAUGAGGAAGGAGAAAGAAAAUAGAUGACUGAGGAUACUUGUUCAUGGUGCUGUCAGGGAAAAUGUCACUGUCCUUUUAGCCUAAUUUGGCAAUGCUCUUCUGUGCCCUCCCACACUUGCUUUUGCCCUUGGCAGGAAGGAACCUUUGUUGAAGAGAUGGUGAUAGUCCUGGGCCCUCUCUUGUUGGUCUUCAUGCUGGGUCUGGGUCUGAUUCCACCGACCCUGCCUCAGGAUGACACCAGGUACAAACAUUUCCUGAAACAACACUAUGAUGCCAACCCCAGGGGCCGGAAUGACAGAUACUGUGAAAGCAUGAUGGAGAGACAAGGCCUGACCUCACCCUGCAAAGAAACAAACACCUUUAUUCAUGGCAACAAAGGGAACAUCAAGGCCAUCUGUGGAAAUAAGAGUGGAAGCCCUUAUGGAGAAACUUUAAGAGUAAGCAAGUCUCCUUUCCAAGUCACCACUUGCAAGCACAUAGGAGGAUCUUCCCGGCCCCCUUGCCGGUACAGGGCCACCCCAGGGUUUAGACACAUUGUCAUUGCCUGUGAACACGGACUACCUGUCCACUUCGAUGAGUCCUUUUUCCGCCCAUAACUGGCAGGUUGUGGCCCAGAGCUGGCUGCUCUACUGCCCUUGCAUUUCCUACUUCUCUAGAGUGGAGGCAACCUUCAUUGCCAGGGCCCAGGAUGCAAGCCACCUGCACCUUCCACUGUCUGUUUUCCAUUAUGUUUAAUAAAUAAAAGUCUCUGAAAUGAUUAAGAAUCAAAGUCUUCUCACUGAUUCUUGCCCUCUUGAUCCUUCCCCAUUUU
Talpa occidentalis (Iberian mole) is the source of this 1010-nucleotide messenger RNA. RefSeq names its product angiogenin (gene ANG). Gene Ontology annotation, biological process: angiogenesis; defense response to Gram-positive bacterium; innate immune response. The transcript has a single exon. The coding region runs from base 223 to 795 and encodes 190 amino acids. Gene Ontology annotation, molecular function: RNA nuclease activity; nucleic acid binding. The record is from RefSeq and is a predicted model, not a curated record. NCBI's taxonomy places the organism in Eukaryota, Metazoa, Chordata, Mammalia, Eulipotyphla, Talpidae.